This is a messenger RNA of Acytostelium subglobosum LB1, 2427 nucleotides long. RefSeq lists its product as hypothetical. The record is from RefSeq and is a predicted model, not a curated record. Gene Ontology annotation, cellular component: exomer complex. NCBI's taxonomy places the organism in Eukaryota, Evosea, Eumycetozoa, Acytosteliales, Acytosteliaceae. Gene Ontology annotation, biological process: Golgi to plasma membrane transport. Bases 1 to 2427 code for a protein of 808 amino acids. Gene Ontology annotation, molecular function: protein binding. The transcript is spliced from 2 exons.
AUGGGUGAAUACAUUGGCAACAUACAGGAGAAAGUAGAAGGUGUGUUUGGUGAGGCAUUGGCGUCGAGACAGUUGGCAUUGGUCAACUUUACAGGACUUGGACCACCAGACUUGUGUGUACUGAUCAAGAGCUAUGAACCACCAAGAUUCGUACCGGGACUCAAACCACAGAAGCUGUCUUCAUUCCACUGGGUGAGUGGCGUAGACACUAGUUCGGCAUCAUCGAUCGCAGUCUACUUGGGCACACUGGUCGAGCACCAGGAGAAGUCAUCAUUUGGUCGUGGCAGCUACAAGAUUGAAGGCUGUCACUUUUGUGCCUAUAACUGCUUCCUAAAGAUGGAUCUGCACGUGGAGAUUGGCAUCAACAACUCAACACCAGUAGUCUACAGCGUUGGUGCGAGUGGUGAGAAGAACACUGUAGAGGAGUCAUUUUGGCGUGAGACCUACCUCUCUUCAAUGCUUCGGGCCAUCCAGUCGCCUCCACCCUUCUUGCGUCCAGUCAAGAUACUGCCUGCUCUCAAGGACACCACUGAGGAGGCUGCCUUCCUUGCCCUCUGUCAUCAGCACUUCUGGCAGGGCAGGAAGCUUGGUGGCUUGGACGGUGAAUACGUCGACAGACAGAUGCAAACACUCAAUGGAUCAGAGGCAUUCGAGACGGAUGACAGCAACAAUCUAUUGGUACAGACACUGUGCAACUACUUUGCAUCGAGGAAUCGUUACGAGCCAUUGCGCCAGUUCUUUGAGGAGUUUAGAAAGACUGAACCCACGGUCACUUCGGUCAUUGCCUAUGCCCAAACAAUGAUGACUGACUUCCAGGCAGCCACAGACUCUCUCACCGAGGCUUUGAAGCAACAGCCCGAGUCAACAUCAUUGCUCAUGACAUUGGCUGAGACCCUGCUUGCCCAAGCAAAGAAGGAAUCAGCACACUCUGACAAGUCGGUUGAACUCUCAACCACUGCUCUCAAGACCAUCUUGAAAUCAAUUGCCUUGAAGCCUCUAUUGGUGCGUGGUUGGAAGAUUGCUGCUAGGAUCCUUGUACAACUUGGUCAAUUUGAAUGGGCAUUGAUUAUGAUCAACAAUGCACCAUUCCUAAAGAAUGACGCAAUGAUUGAUCGUAUUGGCAAGGCAAAGUACCAGAGAGUGACACCGCCACCAGAUCAUCCAAACAUGUGGACCAUACUGGAGGAUGAGGAAUUGGAGUUUGACGAGGAGCAAGGUGAUGAGUUCUUGAAACAGCUUACCUCUCUCUCGUUGAGGGGUGAAUCAUCCGAGGUCUAUACGCUACUGGUCUCGAUGUUUAGGAAGAUAGGAUGGCUACAACUAAACGAGAAGAAGUCAAAGGUGUUGGACGAGCUGGCCGUAUCUAUCCGCACCAAACAGAGAAAGGAGAGAGAGCACCAAACUCAAAACGAUGGAUCUGGCAGUCAGGCGUCGCUCACAAAAGAUGGUCACAACACAACCUCACCAGUCAACAGAGCUCAAGCCACCGAGAACACUGUGAUGACCGAUGGCUCCUUGACCGAAGGCUCUGAGUCACACAAUCCCGUACCUGAAUCAAACAUUCCAAAGGAGGGUCUUUGGGGAGAGGAGGACGUCACCUCUGAUGGCAGUGAUAUUGAAGAGGACCACGCAGAAGAUCACCAAAAGGACAACACGUCCUCCGACGUAGUUACAGACAGCUCAACCUCUACCACCACUACAUCAACAACAGAGCCAGCCUUGUCACAGCAACAGGAGAAACGACCUACACGAGUGAACUUUGAUGAGAACACUGUCAACCUUCAAGAUCUAAACACAGUACUCGAAUCAUUUAUCAAUCACUUUGGUCUGGACUCUCUCAAAGAUAGGAAGGAGCAUCAUCUUGUUGAGCUUGGUGGAUUCAAGGCCAACCUGCCCGCUGUUGAAAUCCACAGGAACGUUGAGCUUGCCUUCCACGCCUUGUUCCAGGACUACAAAUCGUUCCAACAGUGGAGGGAAGAAGAGGAAACAAAGAAGUCCACGCUCGAACACUUUAGCAAUGUCACGAUGAAGAACAUCAAUCCCAACAGGACACUUGCCGAUUGGAUCAGACUUGGCCAGCUGGCCUAUCGUCUAGAGGAGUUGGUAGAAGCGGAGAGGAUACUCAAAUUGAUCACCAACGAGAAGUUCCAUCCCAAGUCAGUGGAGUGUCUUGUAAAGAUAUUCGAGAUUGUUGGCGACAUUAGGAAUUGCCUGUUGUCAUCGUCCUCACUGAGCAGAUACUACUCGGACCGACUGAAGAUCCUAGAGGUUCAUCCAAUCGUGGAGAAGGCCGUGUUGAAUCUGGUGUCCACCUAUGGCUUGCAAAAAGUGCGCACCAUCCAUGCUCAGAUACCGGACCUUCAUCCAAGUAUUGGAAGCACCUAUUUGGACUCUGUCAAAUGGCGAUCAUAUGGAUUUGAUCGUUAA